Messenger RNA from Alosa alosa (allis shad), 2198 nucleotides. RefSeq lists its product as uncharacterized. NCBI's taxonomy places the organism in Eukaryota, Metazoa, Chordata, Actinopteri, Clupeiformes, Clupeidae. The transcript has 15 exons. The record is from RefSeq and is a predicted model, not a curated record. Bases 1 to 1647 code for a protein of 548 amino acids.
AUGACUUCCCUUCAGGCCUGCUUCCCUGCUGUCCAGCCAAGAGAGGACCUGAUUCUAAUUCUGCGCUUCUACCACCUGCCCACUGAUGGUGCUGAGCUCCACAGAAGCCUCCUGCGGCAGAAGGAGGUGGCGCCCUGGGAGACUGCUGUGCUGGCGGGAAACCUCAGCAAACAUGAGGAGUGUGUCGUAGCCUGGGGGGCCAUCAGACUCACUAGGUCCACAUCCCAGGGAUCCAGAAGAGAUGAGAGGGCGAGCCUCUGGAAUACAGGCACUCACCUGGUGCCACUCUACUGCACACCUGUCCCUCCUGUCAUCUCUCUCAGCCCACUGGCGGAUGAGUGCCUGGUGAAGAAUUUCAAGCCUUACAGUGUUGCUGAGAUUCGACUGCACAUCUACAGUGGACAGGCCACUCCAUUCCCUCUCCCUCCUGAGUCACCAGUUCCUAGUGCUGACCAAAACCCACCCACACUGGGCUGUGAGGCAGGUUUCAGUGAGAGAGUGAGACCUCCAGUGCAGCCCUUCUGCCAAGGCAAUGUGGUCAUCCUGCACAUAGACGGUGCCCGCUUCCUUCCAGACUGUUCCACCAUCAGUAGGGUCAUGGGUGGAGUCUUUGACCACCAUUACAACCAAGUCGGUCCUGACAUAGCUACAGGGGUUGACUUGGACAGCAACAUCUUCGAGCCCUUCUACAACUUUCGGCUGGAGCUACGAUGCCCAACUCUUCCAACUUCUUCUACCGUUUUACUGAAGGUUUACACAGUGGAUAAGUUUAGCCUGAAAACUGUGACCAUUGGCUGGGCAGCUCUCGGACUGUUUGUGGAGUCUGGCAGUGAAACACAAGCCGGUAUAGACACCAGUCCACAGCAGGUGUGUCUGAAUGAGGGGGCCCACCAGCUCAGGCUGUACCACCAGUGUCCAGCGACAGGCACUCCUCUCUCCUCACAGGCCUUGGCCCUCUCCAGCAGGGUUGUUCCCUGUGCCAGUGUGCUGGUGAGGGUGUCCAGUGCUCCGUCUGAAGGAGUUGGUCCUACAGAGCCCCAGAGCCAGCAGCCACAGCAGCUCUCCCCCAAGCUGAGCCCCUCUGACAGGGUGUUCUACUCCAGCUCUGCACGACUGACUCCUGGAGAAACACGGCUACUUGCUGCCAUGAUGCACAGGUCAUUUGUUAGUGUCCGAGAGACGGCCCUCUUUAUCGCUGGGGACUCAUGGGGUCCGGACACAAAAUCAGAACUGGAGAUUGGUGAUUGGAUAUUACAGAAACUGAGCCAUGUGAACUACACUUGGCCACAGCCGUUUAAUCUGAACCUAGUGUCUCACUACUCUCGUUCAGAUGGCUUCAAAGUCUGUGUGGAGAGUGCUCUGAACCUGCCCUGGUGUGCCUUCCCAAUGGGGAUAUGCACUCUUUGCCCUCCUGCUGCUGUUUACCAGGGUCCUCCCUGGCUUGCCCAUGACCGUCCCAACUUUAUCCAGUGCCUGGUUCUUAACAGCAGCUACAGUGCCCCCCAGUGGUCAGAUGGAUACAUGUCUUUCCAUCAGCGAGUGUACCACAAGUAUAUGACAGCCAUCAUCCACCUCUAUGCUGUGUCUGUGGUUCCUAUUGAGGCAUCUGAACACAUGCACGACAGCAAUGGCAAUCAGAAAAUUUAAUUUAGUCUGAAACUUGGCCAGCAGUGUUGGACCGCUGUGCCCACCUUCACUCACGGAUACUGCAAUACAGGCCGCUACCAGCUGCCUCUUUUCACUGGUACACCAUCACAGAAAGUGCUUAGUGCAUUAAGAAAUGGAAAAUGCAAACAUGUUCUGAAGGGUUUGCUGCACAAUAAUGAGGUGCAGCUGCUCUCAGGAGCCAGUGUGUUUGUGAGGGUGGCCGAUGGGCGCAGACACCAAGAGUUGGAACAACCAGCAGCAAAGGAUGCACAAAGAUCUUUCCUGCACUUCCUAAAAGCAGAAGACCCACUGAAGCUAACGUCCACUCCUCCCCUCCAUCAGCUCAUACCAGAGAGCCUCCGAAGCCAAUCAGAGGUCUUCUCCAGGCAACUGGCUACACAGUUCAAACAGGUAGUGCACCAAGACCUGGGAUACCAGUCCCUGAACAGGGAAGCGCUCAAGCCAAUGGGUCCAGUCAGUGAUGGACUGCUUUUCAAGGUUUAGAGAAAAAAUGUCCAAGAUGAUAACUUCAGCAGUGUGUAGGUUUAGUU